GUCCAGUGGUCGUUUCCAUUUUUAACAGAAUGGGGUGCGCUAGCAGCUCUCCUAUUAUGGACAGCGGGAAAACUUUUGUGGACGGUGCGAAGGAAACGGUCUCGGACACCAUGUCGAAAGGGGGCAAAGUUCUCGAAGGUUUACCGUCAAUAAAAAUCAUACAUGUUGGGGAGUCAGCCAAGGAAGGACUAUCCCACGGGAUGGACACAGUUAAAGAAACAAUGCACAACGCAGUAAACACAGCAGAACAUGGCGUCGAUACUGUUAUUGGAAAAAUCGGAGAAACGUUCGCCUUUGCCUCUUCCACAGCUUCAGAAGUAAAAGAAGAUUUAGAAACGAAAAAAGACGAAUUAGUAACCAACGCUUCUGACACUGCAACUGAAGCGGUAUCCGAAGCAGAAACAGUAUUAGCGUCAGAAACGGAAAGUGCGAAAGAUGCAUUUACUUCAAAAAUGUCGCCGGCAUUUGAAACUAUGAAAUCUGUAGGAGAAGAUAUAAGUGAGAAAGCUGCAGAAAUUCACGAAAAUGGAAUAGAAUUAAUCGACGACCUCGAAGAAAGUAUGGACGAUAUGUUAGGUGAUAACGUAAGCAAACUCGAGAAGAAAAUGGAAGAAAUCAUGAAAACCUCUCCUGCUGAUUCUCCCGUUAAGGAAGUGGUAAAGGAGGAGUAAGUGGUCAGAUACCACCCCCUACUUUUUGGGAAGCAGCGGCUGACGCAAUCAUCCUCCAAAAGACAAUAAAAUCAAUGGGUUUUCGAGAUAUGGGUGCGGAUAAUAGAAAUUUUAACCAACCUGAUAUAUACGAUACUAAUGAUUUUAUUAAAGAAUCUAGAAAAGAAGUCGUUACGGAUUAAUUUAUUACUGUUUACUAUAAAAUAUAUACACUGCGCGCCAAAAUUAACGCAUAAUUGUAAAAUUUUAAUUUCAGUCAAAAUGAAAAAAAAAUUGUUUGUUCUUUUGUACUUUAAGGUUGCUUUUAGAACAUCUGAUAUAAAAAAUAUUUCUUUCUUACGAAAAACGUAUUGAAUUUAACAAUCUAACAUCAUAAAUCUAAAUAUCUAAACAAACAUCUAAUCUAAACAAACUAACAUUAUAAAUAAAUGACGGAAUUGAAAUUUUUCAAGUUCAAGAAAAUUAAACUAGUACCGAGUAUUGCCUCUUCUGUCAUAUAUAACUGCUUGACAACGAUCUCUUAUACUGAGAAUUACCGUUAUUAUUUCUUCUUGAUAAAUUUGAUCCCAAAUUUCAACUAAUCGCCAAAACAGUUGAUCUAAUGUAUUUGGUGCAUUAUCGUAGUUAUCUCCCUACGAUGCCCAAAGAUGUUCUAUUGGGUUGAGGUCAGAACUUCUUUUAGGCCAAUCCAUGGUAGGAAUCCCAACCUCCUGACGAUAUUGCUGCACAAUUCUUGCCAUGUGUGCCCUGACAUUAUCUUGCAUAAGCAUGCAAUUUUCCCCAAUAAAUGGUGCAAGUAACACGACAUGAUCUUCUAAAAUGUCUGUAAUAUACAUGUGUGAUCUAAGCCACCCGCGAUAUGUUCUAAAUCCAUACGAACCUCCAAAUUAAUCUUACCCCACACAAUUACCACAGUAUAAAGAGGGACAGUAGAACCACUCUCUGAAAAAUUAGAAGUAAAAUCUUAAGUCGCGCAUGGCGACCGCGCAAUGUUGGCAGUCGCUUUUGCCCCACUCUAGCAUUGCUAGUCGCAUAGAAACGUAUGGGUUUUAACAGGGAAACCCC
Molecule: messenger RNA, 1736 nt
Organism: Diabrotica virgifera virgifera (western corn rootworm)
Lineage: Eukaryota; Metazoa; Arthropoda; Insecta; Coleoptera; Chrysomelidae
Exons: 5
Coding region: 30-671 (213 amino acids)
Source: RefSeq, a predicted model, not a curated record